Messenger RNA from Otolemur garnettii (small-eared galago), 1650 nucleotides. It is a transcript of the gene CHEK2, whose product is annotated as checkpoint kinase 2. Gene Ontology annotation, cellular component: nucleus; cytoplasm. Gene Ontology annotation, molecular function: ATP binding; protein serine/threonine kinase activity; protein binding. Lineage: Eukaryota; Metazoa; Chordata; Mammalia; Primates; Galagidae. The transcript has 14 exons. The record is from RefSeq and is a predicted model, not a curated record. Gene Ontology annotation, biological process: protein phosphorylation; mitotic DNA damage checkpoint signaling.
AUGUCUCGGGAGAGAGACGUGGAGGGUCAGCAGUCCCACAGCAGUGCCUCCUCGCAGUCCCACAGAGUCGGAGUCUGUUCGCAGUCCCAAGGUGGCUUCACCCAGUCCCAAGGUGGCUUCACCCAGUCCCAGGGUACCUCCUCACAGUACCAGGGUUCAUCUAGCUCCUCCACCAACACGAUACCUACCUCCAGCCAGUCCUCUCACUCCAGCUCUGGGACAUUGAGCUCCUUAGAGACAGUGUCCACUCAGGAACUUUAUUCUAUUCCUGAGGACCCAGAGCCUGAGGACCCUGCUCCUGCCCCUUGGGGUCGAUUAUGGUCUCUGCAGGAUGGAUUCUCUAAUCUUGAGUGCAUUAAUGACAACUACUGGUUUGGGAGAGACAAAAGCUGUGACUAUUGCUUUGAUGAACCACUACUGAAAAGAACGGAUAAAUAUCGGACAUACAGCAAGAAACACUUUCGGAUUUUCAGGGAGAUGGGUCCUAAAAACUCUUACAUUGCAUACAUAGAAGAUCACAGUGGGAAUGGAACCUUUGUAAAUACUGAGCUUGUAGGGAAAGGAAAUCGCCGUCCUUUGAGUAAUAAUUCUGAAAUUGCACUUUCACUAUGCAGAAAUAAAGUUUUUGUAUUUUUUGAUCUGACUGUAGAUGAUCAAUCAGUUUAUCCUAAGGAAUUAAGAGAUGAAUACAUCAUGUCAAAAACUCUUGGAAGUGGUGCCUGUGGAGAGGUAAAGCUGGCUUUCGAGAGAAAAACGUGUAAAAAAGUAGCAAUAAAGAUCAUUAGCAAAAGGAAGUUUGCUAUUGGCUCAGCAAGAGAGGCAGACCCAGCUCCCAAUGUUGAAACAGAAAUAGAAAUUUUGAAAAAACUAAAUCACCCUUGCAUCAUCAAGAUUAAAGACUUUUUCGAUGCAGAAGAUUAUUAUAUUGUUUUGGAAUUUCUUUUCUUAAACAAAUUUGGUCAUGCCUCCCUUUCUGUGUAGUACCUUCAUGAAAAUGGCAUUAUACAUCGGGACUUAAAGCCAGAGAAUGUUCUUCUGUCAUCUCAAAAUGAGGACUGUCUUAUAAAGAUUACUGAUUUUGGGCAGUCAAAGAUUUUGGGGGAGACGUCUCUCAUGAGAACCUUAUGUGGUACCCCUACGUACUUGGCUCCUGAAGUUCUUGGUUCUGUUGGGACUGCUGGGUAUAAUCGUGCUGUAGACUGCUGGAGCUUAGGAGUUAUUCUUUUUAUCUGCCUUAGUGGGUAUCCACCUUUCUCUGAGCAUAAGACUCAAGUUUCCCUGAAGGAUCAGAUCACCAGUGGAAAAUACCACUUCAUUCCUGAAGUCUGGGCAGAUGUCUCAGAGAAUGCUUUGGACCUUGUCAAGAAGUUGUUAGUAGUGGAUCCAAAGGUGCGUUUUACAACAGAAGAAGCCUUGAGACACCCCUGGCUUCAGGAUGAGAACAUGAAGAGAAAGUUUGAGGAGCUGCUGUCUGAGGAAAAUAAGUCCUCAGUUCCAGGGCAGGUAUUGUCUUCCACUGGUCGAAAGCGGGCCCUUGAAGGGGAACCAGAGGAUGCCGAGAGCACAAAGCGCCAGGCUGUGUGUGCUGCCGUGUCGUGAUCACUGUGGUUUGAACAUGAAAGAAAUGUAUCUUCUUUCAUUCUGCUGACA